This is a messenger RNA of Fulvia fulva, 708 nucleotides long. RefSeq lists its product as uncharacterized. The record is from RefSeq and is a predicted model, not a curated record. The transcript has a single exon. The coding region runs from base 1 to 708 and encodes 235 amino acids. Lineage: Eukaryota; Fungi; Ascomycota; Dothideomycetes; Mycosphaerellales; Mycosphaerellaceae. Gene Ontology annotation, molecular function: protein binding.
AUGGCCACCACCACGACUCCAAGCAACACCGCCGCACUUCGCACCUUCGGUGUCACCGAGCUGCUGGAGCAGAUCCUGUCAGAUCUGGACAUGCAGACUCUGCUCCUAGCCCAGCGCGUCUCGAAGCAAUGGAAGGACACCAUCGCAGACUCGUCCAUGCUGCAAGAAGCCUUGUUUUCCCGGCUUCAGACGACACACAGAAACAUCUACCAUGGUCACGGUGGUGAGAACAGUUUCGUCAGCCUGGAUAGCUCUUUCUCACGACCGCUCGUCUACUACAAUGACACCUUCGUCGUGACAUUCUCCUACGAGCAGUUCAAGCCCAACGAGCUUCGCCUGAACUUCCGUGUUCGCACGCGUGACUAUUGGGGCGAUAUUUUUGGACCGUUUGGGGAGAUGACCGAGCUGGAUGGUGGGCCCAAACCAAGCUGGCACCGAAUGUACCUUCUGCAGUACCUGUCUCCAGCUGCGAUGUCUUGGAAUUGUUACCAUGCUGUGUUUCAGAUGGAAGUCCGGGGGGUUAAGAAGCUGAAGGAGUUCGAGGAGGAGUGGCAUGAGUUCGACUGGGACCAAAAACCACUUGCGUCGAUCUGCGAGGACGCAAUCAAGAUCACAAGCCAAAGAGUGCUGCAAGAUAUGCUCGACGGGAAUGUUACCGCAACUUACUACGACACACUGACUCCGUACUUUGGCGCGGUCCGGCGAUAA